AUGAGGCUAUGCAGGGCACACCUUGGCAAGGACCUUCACGGCUUCAGGCACUUGAGCGAGGCGUUCAUGGCAUUGGGAACCCAGAGACUCGCCCAUUCCGCUCUGUGGCUGGUGCACCAAUGCGCCCCCCUCCUCUACCCUCCCCUUCGAUGCGUCUCGUUGGACUCGAUCAGUGUUGCGCUAUCGCUGUCGCUUCAUAUCGAUAACGUUGUCCAAGCGGACUGGGAAGACGUCUCAGAACGGGACCCAAUGCUGGGGAGAAGCCUGCAAGUCGACGGGCCUCAAUCAAAGAUGGUGCAGUGA
Messenger RNA from Colletotrichum tamarilloi, 303 nucleotides. RefSeq lists its product as uncharacterized. Bases 1 to 303 code for a protein of 100 amino acids. The record is from RefSeq and is a predicted model, not a curated record. The transcript has a single exon. Lineage: Eukaryota; Fungi; Ascomycota; Sordariomycetes; Glomerellales; Glomerellaceae.